Phaeoacremonium minimum UCRPA7 is the source of this 1263-nucleotide messenger RNA. RefSeq names its product putative erythrocyte band 7 integral membrane protein. The record is from RefSeq and is a predicted model, not a curated record. Gene Ontology annotation, cellular component: membrane. NCBI's taxonomy places the organism in Eukaryota, Fungi, Ascomycota, Sordariomycetes, Togniniales, Togniniaceae. The transcript is spliced from 3 exons. Bases 1 to 1263 code for a protein of 420 amino acids.
AUGCAGCAGACCGCCCGUCAGGGCCUGGCAGUGAACGCCGCGCGACUCCUAGCCCCGGUGGUCUUGCGCAAUGCGAAUGGCGCGAAAUGCUCGAAGCUCGACAACAGCACCCAACGACGAAGUCUCCACCAGACGAGUAGAUACCUCGCUUCGAAUAUAUCCUCGCUAGGAACCUCAUCGUCAACUGGCACGGGAGGCGCUUUCCCAGUGUACUUUGGAAAAGGUUCCCUUCCGAGAAACACGAUCAUCCGAUUCGUGCCGCAACAGACAGCUUGGAUAGUCGAGCGCAUGGGCAAGUUCAACCGCAUCCUACAGCCUGGAUUGGCUGUCAUGAUACCAUUCCUCGACCGUAUUGCAUAUGUCAAGUCGUUGAAGGAAGCCGCAAUUGAGAUUCCGUCGCAGAGUGCCAUUACUGCAGACAACGUCACCUUGGAGCUGGACGGCGUGUUGUACACAAGAGUUUUCGAUGCGUAUAAGGCGAGUUACGGUGUCGAGGACGCCGAGUACGCCAUUUCCCAGCUCGCGCAGACGACAAUGCGUAGCGAGAUCGGCCAGCUGACACUCGACCACGUCCUCAAAGAGCGCGCCGCUCUGAACAUCAAUAUCACAGCCGCCAUCAACGAGGCAGCACAGGCAUGGGGUGUAACCUGCCUGCGUUACGAGAUCCGAGACAUCCAUGCACCGGCCGCCGUUGUCGAAGCCAUGCACCGUCAAGUCACGGCUGAGCGUUCCAAGCGAGCGGAAAUUCUCGAGUCCGAGGGUCAGCGCCAGAGCGCCAUCAACAUCGCCGAGGGUAAGAAGCAGUCCGUCAUCCUGGCAUCCGAAGCCAUGAAGGCCGAGCAGAUCAACCGCGCAUCCGGUGAGGCAGAGGCCAUCCUCAUGAAGGCAAAGGCGACGGCGUCCGGCAUUGCGGCGGUCGCUCGCAGCAUCGAAGAAGGUCAGGGUGCAGCUCAAGGAGCCGUCAGCCUCAGAGUUGCGGAGAAGUACGUGGACGCGUUCGGCAAUCUGGCGAAGGAAGGCACCGCGGUUGUGGUACCAGGCAACGUCGGAGAUAUCGGUGGCAUGAUCGCCACUGCACUCAGCGUGUAUGGCAAGGUUGGCAGUGCUCAGGCUCAGACUAUGGCCAAAGAGAUCGCUGCUAAGGAGCUCGCUUCCAAGGAGGAUGGUGCCGAGGCAUCUGAGCCAAUUGAGGAGAAGUCUUCCAGCCAGGCUGCUAGGGACAGUAUUGUGGCAGACUUUGACAAGGCGACGACAAGGCAAUGA